AUGGCGCUCGUUGAGGUGCCUGCCGCUACCAUCGGCAUGCCUCCUCUUGAAGAUGUGAAGCCUUUUGAAGAAGCCCCUUCUGUGGUUAUUACUCCUUGUGACCCCUGGCCCCGGCCAUACUUUCUCGAGAACGGUUUGCGACGUGUUGCGCCAUAUCAUUACACGUAUAAUACGUACUGCAAAGAGAGGUGGAGGGGAAGAGAAUUGUUGGACAUUUUCUCGAGUGAGUUUCGGGAUCGGCCACUGGAGUACUAUAAAGAUGCAAUAGAACGCGGAGCGGUAGUUGUCAAUGGUAAGCCUGUACCUACGCCGAACCAAAUUGUCAAGAAUGGAGACGUUAUAUCCCACACACUGCAUCGACACGAACCCCCGGUCACCGCACUUCCCAUAUCUGUACUACACGAAGACGACGAUAUGAUAGUUAUAAAUAAGCCUUCUGGAGUUCCAGUGCAUCCCGCCGGCCGCUACAACUUCAAUUCGGUGGUUGAGAUUAUGCGGGCUGAGAGAGGACACAGUUGGAACCCCUUGCCGUGCAAUAGACUCGAUCGGUUGACUAGUGGCGUUAUGUUCAUCGGCAAGAACCCAAAAGCUGCUGAGAAACUAAGCAUGCAGAUUCAGAAGCGGACUGUCCGCAAAGAGUACAUUGCUCGAGUUCGAGGAGAAUUUCCUGACAAAGAAGUUGUCUGCGAUAUGCCGAUCUUACAGAUAUCACCGAAGCUUGGUCUGAAUCGCGUACGCGCAAAUGGAAAGGCAGCUCGGACAGUAUUUAAGAAGUUAGCUUACUAUCCACCUGCAGCUAAACCUGUUGCAGAAGCAACGACUUCGGAUGGGGCUGUUCAUGAAGCAGCGCCUAUGCCCGCGGAUGAAGGGUAUACGAUUGUAAGAUGUCUCCCUGUGACCGGCAGGACACACCAAUUGCGAGUUCACCUACAAUAUCUAGGUCAUCCAAUCGCAAAUGAUCCAAUUUACGCCAACCAACGUGUAUGGGGAUCCAAUUUGGGUGCAAACGAUGGCGACGGCUCUCAAGAUACAGACGAGGACAUCAUCACUCGGCUUUCCCGGAUGGGAAAAUCAGAGGUUGCGGAUGCUGUGGCGUAUCACGAUGAGCUGGUUGACGAAUACAACAAAAAGAAGGCUGAAAAGAUGUCAGGGGAGCUUUGUGACGUUUGUCAAACCCCGCUCUACACCGAUCCUGGGCAGCAGGAACUUUCUUUAUGGUUACACAGCCUCCGGUACGAAGACGCCGGUGGAUCUUGGAGCUAUAUCAGCCCACUUCCAUCAUGGGCCCUACCUCCUGAUGGAGUUGAUGGACCGACAGAAGUUGGAGGGAUGGACGCGCUAGUUCAGGUUGUGAAAGAUGAGAAUCCAGAGAUUGCAUAG
Molecule: messenger RNA, 1380 nt
Organism: Lachnellula hyalina
Lineage: Eukaryota; Fungi; Ascomycota; Leotiomycetes; Helotiales; Lachnaceae
Exons: 2
Coding region: 1-1380 (459 amino acids)
Biological process (GO): pseudouridine synthesis
Molecular function (GO): pseudouridine synthase activity; RNA binding
Source: RefSeq, a predicted model, not a curated record